This is a messenger RNA of Drosophila subpulchrella, 1518 nucleotides long. RefSeq names its product P3 protein. Bases 11 to 1369 code for a protein of 452 amino acids. NCBI's taxonomy places the organism in Eukaryota, Metazoa, Arthropoda, Insecta, Diptera, Drosophilidae. The record is from RefSeq and is a predicted model, not a curated record. Gene Ontology annotation, cellular component: membrane. The transcript has 2 exons.
ACGACGCAGCAUGGGCUAUACGAAGAACCGCGUACUGCAGAUCCUAACUUUGAUUCUGGGACUGCUGGGACAGGUAGUGAGAUCUGAAUAUGGCGACCUGGCUGGCGAUUGGCUGGUGGAUUAUGGUCAGCAGGAGCUGAAACUGCUGGAGGGCGAAAGUGAGCAGGUGGAUUUGCAUAUAUACAAUGUGAUACCCAAGGAUUCGUCGCUGGAUUAUUAUUUUAUGGUGUACUCACGAGAUGACCAGCGGGCUUUGUCUCUGGUUACGAUACUGAAAGAGGAUUUCGAUUUGCUGGGCAGCUGGCGAGGAUUGAUCGAUGUUACGGGCGUACGAUUUGGAUAUAGUUCGCUGGAAGUGGAGCUGAAAUCGGUCGGAUUGACGGAAACGUAUGCCAAUCCGCUGCGAAUUGCGGUGUUAAGAUCGCGAGUGGUGGACGAACGGGUGACCACCUAUGUGUCCGCUGCCCUGGCCCUGAUGAUGUUCCUCAAUCUGGGCACUGUGCUGGAUAUGCAUCGCCUGGCGGGGAUUAUCUGCCGACCCGUUGGACCCGUUGUGGGCGUGGUCAGUCGGUUUCUGCUUAUGCCCGCCCUGGGAUUCGGAUUGGGGCGUGGCCUUUGGCCGGGCUCCUGGGCCAUGCAGUUGGCCCUCUUCUACACGGCCCUGGCUCCCAGUGGCGGGCUGGCCAACGUGUGCGGCGUCUUUCUCAAGGGAAAUAUCAAUCUUUCCGUGGCCACCACAACGAUCAAUUGCCUGCUGGCCCUGGCCUUUCUGCCCCUUUGGAUCCUGGUUCUGGGCAGGCUGCUCUACGAGGACGAUGAGCUGGCUGUGCCGUUUGGCCAGCUUUCGGGCGGAGCAGCUGCCCUGGUGGCCUGCCUGGCCAUUGGCAUUUUGCUGCGACUCUGCGUCCCGAGGACCACGCGGCUCAUCUUCCGCUUCCUGAAGCCACUGUCCGUGGUCCUCAGCUUGUGCCUGGUGGGGCUGACGGUGGGUCUCAACUGGUUCGUCUUCCUGGAGUUUACCUGGCAGGUUCUGGUGGCUGCCGUGUGCCUGCCCCUCGCUGGCUACCUGGCCACCUAUCUCCUCUCCAAGCUCCUCUGCCGAUCGGCCACCGAUGCCCUGACCCUGUCCAUCGAGGCCAGUGUGCUGAACAUGACCAUGCCCAUUGUGUUGCUGCAAUCCAGCCAGCUGGAGCAGCCGCAACUGGACCUCAUCCUGGUGGUGCCCAUUGCAUCCUCGCUGCUGUCCCUCGUCCUGGUGAUCCUCUUUUAUGGAAUCCGGCGUUGUUUUGGCUGCAACAAGCGGCAGGAUGCCGAUGGUUUUGACCACAAGGAGCUGAUAGCGGAGCAUGAAGAGCACGAGGGUGCUUGAAUCGUUUCCUAGCUUUAGUUUUAAUUGUUAUGAAACGAAAUGUACUUUUGCCAAGACUAUGCACUAAGUAAUAAGAAAGAUUUCUCGAUAUGAUUUAAAUUCAGAAUAACCAUUUUUCAUAAAAAAUAUCCCUUUUUAAAUAUUUUCCU